CGCCAAAGCAGAACAUGAAUGGCACCCAGAAAAAAGAAAAGACUGACAAGGAAAUCAACAAGUCACAAAAAUGAGUAGGAUUUCUGUACUUCUUCUCUUGCUCACAACAUUGUUGAGCACUUUCUUUGUCAAUGGUUUUGGCAAUGUGACAAGCCUCGAAUCAGGGUCGUCGCGGCCGAAAAUCGAUCAUGAAAAUGGAAAAACCAAAGGGAAAAGAUGGGCAGUUUUGGUUGCCGGAUCAACUGAAUAUUGGAAUUACAGACACCAGGCAGAUAUAUGCCACGCAUAUCAAGUGUUGAAGAAGGGAGGAAUUGAAGAUGAAAACAUAAUAGUGUUCAUGUAUGAUGAUAUUGCUUUUGAUCCUGAAAAUCCCAGGCCUGGCAUUAUUGUUAACCAUCCAUAUGGGGAGGAUGUUUAUGCUGGAGUUCCCAAGGAUUAUACAGGUAAGCAUGCCACAGCUGAGAACCUAUUUGCUGUCAUUUUGGGAAACAAAAGUGCACUCACAGGAGGCAGUGGCAAAGUUGUAGAUAGUGGACCUCAUGACCACAUCUUCAUAUACUAUGCUGACCAUGGUGGUCCUGGAAUCGUUGAAAUGCCAUACGGUGAUCUCCUAUAUGCAAAAGACCUGAUAGAUGUGUUGAUAAGGAAAUAUGCAGCCGGAACAUACAAAACCAUGGUGUUCUAUCUGGAGGCAUGUGAAUCAGGGAGUAUGUUUGAAGGAUUACUUCCAGAGAACAUGAAUAUAUAUGCAAUGACUGCUUCCAAUGCUGAAGAAAGCAGUUUUGCAUUUUAUUGCCCUGGAGAUUUUCCUGAUCCACCUUACAAUUAUGAUACUUGUUUGGGUGAUUUGUUCAGCAUUUCUUGGUUGGAGGAUAGUGACAUUCAUGACAUGCGCAAGGAAACUGUGGGGAAGCAAUAUCAAGUGGUGAAAAGAAGAACUGCUAUAGACAGUUUGGAAUACAGUUCUCAUGUUAUGCAAUAUGGAACUAAAAAGCUACAAAGGGACUCACUCUUCAAAUACAUCGGAACCAAUCCGGUGAACGACAACUUCACUUUCAUUGAUUAUAAUUAUCCUUCAGCAGCAAGAUCAGGCAAAACUAGUGUUGCUCCUAAUCAGCGCGAUGCGGACUUGCUUCACUUCUGGCACAAGUUCCAGAGAGCCCCUGAAGGUUCUGCAAAGAAGAUUGAAGCACAAAAGAAGCUACAUGAACAAAUUUCACAUAGAAGACAUGUUGAUGAGAGUAUAAACCAAAUUGCAAUGUCUGUAUUUGGGAAUGAAAAUGGUAGGGAGAUGGUGAAGUUAGUGAGACCUGCAGGACAAGCUCUGGUGGAUGAUUGGGAUUGCUUAAAGAUGCUGGUGAAAACUUACAAGAAAUACUGUGGAGCAUUAUCAACUUAUGGAUUGAAGUAUACAAGAGCUCUUGCUAAUAUGUGUAAUGCUGGUGUGAGUGUUGAACAAAUGGCUGCAGCAUCAAUUCAAGCUUGUGGGGAAAAGACUGUCUAAUUCCAUGGGAGGGAGCUUCUUUCACAUAAUUUGUACUGGAAUGGAAAAGCUUUUGAAUAAUUGAUUGAAUAAAUAAGAUGUUAUGUGUUUAUAAGAACUUUGUGGUUGUUUUGAGUAUUGAGUUUGAUUGAGCGUUUUUGAA
Tripterygium wilfordii is the source of this 1646-nucleotide messenger RNA. Its product is annotated as vacuolar-processing enzyme-like. The transcript has 10 exons. The record is from RefSeq and is a predicted model, not a curated record. NCBI's taxonomy places the organism in Eukaryota, Viridiplantae, Streptophyta, Magnoliopsida, Celastrales, Celastraceae. Gene Ontology annotation, molecular function: cysteine-type endopeptidase activity. Gene Ontology annotation, biological process: vacuolar protein processing. The coding region runs from base 71 to 1504 and encodes 477 amino acids.